UGCUGCGCCCGCAAGCCGCUGUGCUGCACGGAGGAGCGACGCGGUGCCUCCGCAGAGAGAGGGCCAUGGCGGCUGGAGGGCCACUCCAAGAUCUCUGCAAGAAAGCCACUUGCUCCAUCUGUCUGGAGUUUUUCAAGGAUCCCGUCACGAUCACCGAGUGCGACCACAACUUCUGCCGAGGCUGCUUGACCGGGAGCUGGGGGGAGUCGGCGACGGAGGCUUCCUGCCCCCAAUGCAAGGGAAAAGCUCAGCCAGGGGGCCUCUGUCCGAACCUGCGGCUGGCAAACGUUGUCGAAAUAGCCAAGAAGUUUACAUGUCAGGGGGGAAAGGAGGCGCUCUGUGUGAAGCACGAGGAGCCCCUGGAACUCUUCUGCAAGGUCGACGAAGCCCCCAUCUGCCUGGUCUGUGACAGAUCCAAGGAGCACAGAUUUCAUGUGGCGAUUCCUCUCGAGGAGGCUUUCCAAGAAAACAAGACUGUCAUUAAAGCUGAGGAGAGAAGAGUCUGUGAAAAGCACCAGGAGCCUCUGAAGCUCUUCUGUAAGGAUGAUGGCGCCCUCAUGUGUCUAAACUGUGACAGAUCUAAGGAGCACAACUAUCAUGAGGUGAUUCCUAUUGAAGAGGCUGCCCAGGAGUACAAGGACCAAGUCUGUCGUUAUCUGGAGAUUCUGAAAAAAGAAAGAGAAAAUAUGUUGGCACAUAAAGUGGAUGCGAUAAAGGAAAGCCAAGACGUGCUUAGAAAAACAAAAGAAGAGAAGGAAAAGGCAGUGGCUGAGUUCAGACAACUACGCCAGUUUCUGGAACAGCAAGAGAAACUUCUGUUGACCCAGAUGGAAGAAGUGGAGGAAGAGAUUGCAAGAAGAAGAGAAGAACAUCUGGCUGAACUCUCCAAAGAACUCUUCUCUCUCCAAGGUCUCAUCCAGGAGAUGGAGGAGAAAUGUCAGCAGGCAGCCAGUGAACUCUUGCAGGAUAUUGGAAGCACUUUGCAGAGGUAUAAGAAGUUUGAGACUCCGGAGGCUUUUCCUUCUGAGCUGAGAUGGAGGAUCUGGGACUUCUGUGAUCUACAUCAUUUUCUGGAGGGUGUCAUGAAACAAUUCAAAGCCACACUGAUGUCUGGACCUCCAAAGCAGAAAGCAGUAGAUGUGACUCUGGAUCCAGACACAGCCAACUCCUUCCUCAUCCUGUCUGAGGAUAGGAAAAGUGUGAGAUGUGGAAACAAAGUUCAGAGUCUGCCUUACAAUACUGAGAGAUUUGAUAAAUGCUUAAUUGUUCUGGGAUGUGAGGGAUUCACAUCGGGCCGACAUUUCUGGGAAGUUGUGGGCAAUGGGUAUGGCUGGUCUGUGGGAGUUGCCAGAAAGUCUGUAACAAGGAAGGGAUAUGCCACUGAUCUUAAACCUGAGUUUGGGUUCUGGGGUGUGAAGAAGAUAGAUGGAAACUUCAUGCAGAUACCGAAGCUCUAUGUUGGUCAUAGUAGCUCUUUGCCUGUAUUACUCAGAUUUACUACCAGGAAGAUCCGAGUGUGUCUGAACUAUGACAAAGGGCAAGUGUCUUUUUUCAAUGCUGACACAGCAGCCCAUCUGCACACAUUCUCAGGAGCCUCCUUUAAUGGAGAGACUGUUUUCCCCUUCUUUGAAGUGAAUUCAAAUGCUCACUUUGAUCUCUCUUUUUGAGGCAGUCAAAUCUCUUUCAGGCUGUGGUGGUAUUGCUCAUGAAAUUGAGAUGAUAAAUCAAAGUGUGUCUAUUCUCUGGUCCCAGGAACAUACCCCUGAGCACGUUCAGAGUGCAGACUGGCACUGCUAGGGUUAAUCUAUAUGGGCCUUUCCCUAUAUAUACCAGGAUCCCAUAUGCUACACAGCAAGCAUUCAGACUAGAGACUUUUGAUAUUGGGGAAUGACAAACGAAACUUCUGUACAAAGGUUUUAUUACUAUCAAAUAACCAAACAGGAAAAUACAACCAAGAAAUACACAACAAUGAAUACAUAACAAACCGAGGGAAUGUGAGCCCUGGGAUAUGGUGUGGGAGUAAUCUAGGCUUCCAAAACAUACACAACACAUAUUGCUUAUAGUGACUAACCCUAAUUAUCCUACUGUCCUAGUGCAUGUAUGGGUGGAUGUGAUAAUAAAAACACAUGGUCUGACGUAGAUAGUGUGUUUCCUAGGUGUCAAUGGAAGAAGCUCUUGUUGUGGGGGGAUUAGCAGAGGGGCAUGCUGACCGAUUGAUUCAAGCCUUACCUAACUUGACUUCUGGAACGGCAGCAGUGAGAGUCAGUUGUGUCUGGGGAGAAUUUCUCAAGACAUAAUCUGAUCCUAAUAGUCGGGGGGCGGGUCCAGAGACCCCUACGCCUGGGAUGCUAUUUGGAGAGGAAUUCUUGGAUGCAGCCGAGAAUAGUCGCUCCAAAACAAAAUCCUUUCACUCAAGACGACACGGAACCAUUCUGGUAAUCAGCUUCUAGCCUCCGGUCUAAGCUUUUCUACUUCAAACUGCAACAACUUUCUGUUUACAACUGCCUUAGAUAACCUCCUCUGUGUAAGUGUAAAUUUCUCCAGUUCUGAACUGUUUUGGAAACGGACUCUAUGGCUUAAGUAGUAGACACUCUAACCUUACUGACUAGAAAAAGAAGACGCUAGGGAUUUUGUAUCAUUAACUAAAAGAUUCUUUCGUCUAGAGGUGUCGGAGAUAAAGUUAAGUAUGGAAAUAAUUUGGUAAGAUGGACUACUUUGCAAGAUAACAGCUAAUUGAAAAUUGCUGGUACAUAUUAUGAUUAAAGACAUUGUGGCUCUUCUUGUUGGUGUGCGCCUAUCUAUUUCUGCUACUCCAGUGGUGCUACGUAUUGAAUAUGCAAAUGUUGAUGCAGGAGAGGGAGUGAAAUUAACGUCUUAGACUUAUUGGAGAUGUGAGCUUCAAAUAUAGUCUUAAAAGUUACUGGAAAGGGGAACAAAAGAAAAGAGAAAAAUCCUUGCUGCCCAUUUGUUUUGGAAAUAAUCCAAAUUCCUGCCUCCCCCGUAUAUUGAAAAACUGGAGAAGGAUUGACAAUGAAAAUGGAAAAGACCCUACAGUGGGCUAUAUGUUCAGCUAUGAGACAGAUAAACAGCACUUUGGAGAAAGUUUUAAACCAAGUUUGUAAUGUGAAAAUGGAAAUGAUGCAGACAAAAGAUAUAAUGAACAAUAAGCAACUGCAAUUCAGGGAAAUUCAAGAGGCAGAAGACGCGAAACUGGAAACUGAUAUACAAAGACAUGAAAUGAAAGCCCCUCAGCAAAAAUUUAUAUGGAAUAAAGGACCUGGAAAGCAAGGAAGAGAGAUAAAGAAGAGGACAAAGGAACUCUGGGAUGACGUGAAGAAAAGCAAUGGCAAGAUACCCAACUAGACCUCAUAUCUCAUCUUCAAGUUACUUUGUGGCAAUAUGCAUAUAAUGGAGCUGUAUUCACAUAAAUGCCAGAGCAUUUUGAUGUCACAGCUGAAAACCUGACUAGAAAAAGAUCAAUGUACACUGAGCUUCUAAACAAGUGGUUGGAUAAGGAAUUGAAAUAGUAUAAAUCAAGAAUGCAAUUUAAAAAACAAAACGGGGGUCUUCCAUGACUUAUCCCCCGUUCUAACCACUAGAAUACAGCAUUCAAAUUCCAACUCCCUAAGUUUAAAAAAUAUUUAUUUACAUUUCUAUGCUGUCCCUUCAAAGUCCUGCUUGAGGCAGCUUACAAUUAAAACAAUGUA
Eublepharis macularius is the source of this 3707-nucleotide messenger RNA. RefSeq names its product E3 ubiquitin-protein ligase TRIM7-like. Gene Ontology annotation, molecular function: protein binding; zinc ion binding. The record is from RefSeq and is a predicted model, not a curated record. The transcript is spliced from 8 exons. Lineage: Eukaryota; Metazoa; Chordata; Lepidosauria; Squamata; Eublepharidae. Bases 66 to 1667 code for a protein of 533 amino acids.